Messenger RNA from Marchantia polymorpha subsp. ruderalis, 2516 nucleotides. Lineage: Eukaryota; Viridiplantae; Streptophyta; Marchantiopsida; Marchantiales; Marchantiaceae. The record is from the annotation of a GenBank genome assembly.
AAGCUUACAGGAACGAUACCCACUCAUUUAAAUCUUUGUACAAACCUGCAAGGUAUUUAUUUGGGUGGAAACAACUUCACUGGAUCUAUACCUAAUUCGUUCAGAAACCUUUCCAAUCUUUUAACUCUUGACAUUUCCUUCAACAGACUGACGGGGACCGUCCCGACCCUUCCAGAUAGGUUAGAGACUUUGACACUGAAAAAUAACAUUCUGACAGGUGAUCUCACCAAUCUGUGUGGAAACAUCCCGAGUUCCUUGCAAUUACUGAGCUUAUCGACAAAUUGGCUCGGAGGUGAAAUUCCAAGAGAACUAAGCACCCUUGCAAAACUGAGCAAGUUGGAGCUCAAUGGGAACAGGUUUUAUGGAUCCAUUCCCGACACAUGGAAACCGGACACACUACCUAGUCUCGAUACUCUAGAUUUCAGCGAGAAUAAUCUCUCUGGUGUUAUCCCACCCAGCAUUCAGAACCUUACAACUCUGACGGUACUCAAACUGGACCGUAAUCACUUCUCAGGGAGUAUUCCCGGGUCAAUAGCGAACAUGCGUCUUCUGCACACCAUCAACCUUGCACAAAAUAACCUCACUGGAGACAUUCCGCCUCAACUUGUUAACCUCUUGCACGUCAGUUGUCUCAAUCUCAGUUGGAAUCAGUUGACUGGUGUUGUCCCAGACGGAUUCUUCAGACUAGAGCAGUGGAUAGGUGCAACUCUCAGAUUUGAUAACAACUCAGGCCUUGAGAGGAAUGUUACAUUUGGACCGCCAGUGAUUGCUCAUGAGGGUUCACAACCAGCGGAUGGAAGGUCCUGGACGCUUAAGAUGAUUCUCACUGUCGAUGGAUUUCUGGCUUUGAUUGACGCUUACGCUCUGUUACUGUACUUGAGAAUACGGAAGCCGAAGAAGGAGAAGAAUGAACCUGUACCUAUGUGCGAGCCCAGCAGCGAAUUCUCGGUUUCUGUGGAAGUGUUGAGGAAAGCUACCAACAAUUUUCACGAGGACAACAUCGUGGGACAUGGUGCCAGAAGUAUCGUCUACAAAGGAAUGGUGGGAGUUGGUCAGAUAGCUGUGAAGGUCCUGAGGAAGGAGAACGCAGAGAGGAGCAGAGAGUUGCUGCUCCGAGAGCUCCACACUAUGGGAAGCGUUAGACAUCGCAACGUAUUGAGGAUUCUAGCAGUGUGCCCCGAAAUGGACAGUCUUGUGCUGGAGUUCAUGCCGUUCUCCAGUCUCGAGUUCUACCUGUACAAGAUGGUCGGCAGAGUCUGCCUCAGCUGGGAUACCCGAUUCAAAAUUCUAGUGGGUAUUGCACAGGGCUUGGUUUAUCUGCACAGGGAGCACCAAGAAACCAUUAUUCAUUGCGACUUGAAGCCCAGCAACAUUUUGUUGGACGCCGAUUUUGAGCCAAAGGUGGCGGACUUCGGCAUCGCCAAGUAUGUGCACGCUGGCACUAGCGGAGAUGCCUCCAUGUGCGGACUCUGUGGAACCACCGGCUAUAUCCCUCCGGAGUACGCAUGGGCAAGUCUGGCGUCAACCAAAGGAGAUGUUUUCAGUUUCGGCAUUGUGCUUCUCGAGACUUUGACAGCAAGGAAGCCUUAUGGAAAUUGGGAUGUCGAGGAAGGGCAACCUGGAAGCUUGGUGGAACUCGUUAAAUCUGCCUAUCCUGAUAAAAUCAUGAGCAUCUUGGACGCCAACAUGGUCGCACUGGAACUCGUUGGCGGAUUGUAUCGACAAGAGGUAACGCUGGUAAUGAAAAUUGGUCUUCUGUGUACGCAGGACGAUCCAAGGAACAGACCAGAUAUGAUAGACGUUCUGAAUAUGCUGACAGAGAUCAAGAUACAGAGGUAUACGGAAGCUGAAAACGAUAAGCUGCCUGAUGUUCAUGAGCUCGCGAAUUCUCCAACUGUUUGGGAUUUCGAGGAAAAUCAAACAUCACCCAUUCUGCGGAUGACGGAGGAGACAAGGCUGGAAGAUUGGAUAGCGAGGAGACAGAGCUGGAGGAAUUGAAAGCAAGAAGUACCCGUUGAUCAUGGUAUUGGGCUUCACCUUACUUUCUGAUUCACACUGUUAGCAAGAUGAUUUUCCUUUUACAAGAUCGCGACAGCGAAUUAAUAACACGUCAGCAGGACCUGUUGAUAACGGUCAGUUUCUUCUUCACCGAAGACCACCGAAGGUCAGGUUGCGUGCCUAGUUUCCGCACCGAACGAAAGUCUUGACGUGCGUGACUUCUCGGCUCACUGUUGUAGCAUAUUUGACUUCAGCUCUACAUGUACCCGUAAUAAGAACAGCAUAAUUUGGCUUCCCUCAUCUCUUACUAUGAGUAUGUAAUUGGGUUCAGAUUCUUUAUAGAUACAGAAAUGUUGAUGAGUCUCUCGAUCUCUUUAAACAUUUUUUUUGUGUCAAUUGUUUUUUUAGAGCAAAAAGUAGUUGUUUUGAGCAUGACCUUUGAAACUGGCAUCAUGUGUAAUCUGUUUUCUUGCCUGCAUGUGAGUUGCGGCAAACAGCUUUAAGUAGUUGAUUGAGGU